AUGCUGAAGCCGCAGCCCUCCGUCAAACUCGUAAAGGCCGACACCAAGACCGGCUACAAGUGCGUCUACGAAGUGCCCAACAAGGACCCUACGCGGCGUUACGUUGUCACGGUCUCGCGCGCUAGCGUCAACAUUGUCCUCGGCCGAUUUGCGACGGCGCGGGAGGCUGCGUACUGCUACGCGACCUCGCCCGAGGGGCAGAAACAUGCGACCGAGCUCGCCGAGGCGGAGGCGCUGCAGGAGGAGGAGAACAUGACGAGCGACGAGGCCCGAGCGACGGCCGCCAAGGAGGGGCUGGAGCUGCAUACGAACGGCUCGGGCUUUGUGGGCGUCUUCAAAACGCCUCCGGCCUUCAGACUGCCUUUCAUGGUACGGGUGCAGCGCAGCCGCAAGAGCGUGAACCUCGGCUACUUCUCGUCGGCUGAGGCUGCCGCUCUCUGCUACGCCCGCUCGCCCGAGGGCCGGGCGGCGGCGGAGGCCAAGUGCGCAGAGGCGCUGCCGCCGAUGACUGCUGCUGCAGCGCUGGAGGCGGCGGCGGCGGAGGGGCUGGUGCUGCCCACGUCGGGGCCCUCGGGGCGGUGGCCGGGGGAGACCACGCGCUUCCUGGGCGUGGGGACCGCGGGCACGCGAGCGCGGCUGCCCUUCCGGGCCUCUUAUCGGCGCGACCGACUCGAGAUCAGCCUCGGCAGCUUCGCCACCGAGGAGGAGGCCGCCCUCUGCCGCGCGCGCGCGCUCGCGGCCCAGGCCACCGCCCCCGCCGCCGCCGCGGACGAGCUGGCCCUCACUUGCCCCAUCUGCCUCGAGCCGAUCGACUCUCACCCGGUCGCCACCACCUGCCUGCACGUGUUCUGCCGCGGGUGCAUCGCCGGCUGGCUCGAGCAGGCAGACGAGGCAACCUGCCCGAUGUGCCGCGAGCCGCUCGAGGGCGCGUCGGGGCAGCUCACGGCCGUGCCGCUGCCGGCCGCCGCGGACGCGAGCACCGCCCCGCGGCGCACCGGCUGGACGCUCCUCGAGUGGCAGCAGAUGCUCGUGGAGCAGGCCUCCGUCGAGGCCGAGCUCGCCGCGCGCGCCGAGGCCACCGCCCGCUCCGACGAGCAGCAGGCGGCGUUCGUAUACCACAGCGGCGUCCCCAGGCCCGUGGACCUGGCACGGGGGGGUUUCCGUCCGCUCUUCAGCCAGCGGCGUGGCGGGCACAUGGCCCGCGGCGAGGCGCACCCGCGGGCGGCGAGGCCCGUCCGCCCCGACCCGCCCGGCAACAACUAUGCCGAGGUCGAAAAAGCGCGGCGCCGCCUCGACGCGCGGCGCCGCCUGGACGCUGCUGCUGCUAAGAAGCAGAAGAAGGGGGAGGGGCCGUAG
Messenger RNA from Emiliania huxleyi CCMP1516, 1356 nucleotides. RefSeq lists its product as hypothetical. Gene Ontology annotation, molecular function: ubiquitin protein ligase activity. The transcript has a single exon. NCBI's taxonomy places the organism in Eukaryota, Haptophyta, Isochrysidales, Noelaerhabdaceae. The record is from RefSeq and is a predicted model, not a curated record. The coding region runs from base 1 to 1356 and encodes 451 amino acids. Gene Ontology annotation, biological process: protein ubiquitination.